Suillus clintonianus is the source of this 1086-nucleotide messenger RNA. RefSeq lists its product as uncharacterized. The coding region runs from base 1 to 1086 and encodes 361 amino acids. The record is from RefSeq and is a predicted model, not a curated record. The transcript has 8 exons. Lineage: Eukaryota; Fungi; Basidiomycota; Agaricomycetes; Boletales; Suillaceae.
AUGGGCCGACCUCAGUUGUACAACUCAUCUGAAGAAAAGGCAAGAGCUGCUCGUAAAUAUAGACAGGCGUAUAAAGAAAGCAAUGCGAAAUCUAUAAACCAACAGCUAUUCACAGUGAUCAGAAACUCAUCCCGCGAUUUCGCAGAAACUUUAUGCUGCGCACUGAUUCAGUGCGAGCAGUCUGAAGUGACGAACGGCCUCAUCAAUAUCCUCGCAGCGCUCGACAUAAUUGAGGAUCUAGAACUUGAGGCACGCAAGGAUAUAAUUGCAUGGGUUAGGAUCGAUAUGGACGCCUUGGAUGAGGCGUACGAAAAGGGGGAGAUUUAUCACCAGUAUGCUAACAGUAUCUGCAUGAUUGAUUUGAUCCUCCAUUCUCUCUCAGCACAGAAACUUCUAUCCCUUUCUGGGUCUCGUAUCCGGGCCCUCAGGCUGCCAUUUAAUGGAUCCGCGAUGGACCAUCCACUGUCUGCACGAUCAUCAUGCUGCGUCCCCCCCUUCAUAAAACAGAGCAAGAAAAACUUGAAGCGAGUCAAGAGAGACGCCAACAUCGUUACGCAAAUUCAACUGACGUACAAAGACACAGAGACGGAGGUGCAGGAGAUUCAAAGAGCACUGGCUGUAGCCUUUGGCUAUGAUGAAGAUCUAUCUGAGCCGGAGACGAGUGAUGACAAGAAUGACGCACUGUCACUAGAUCUCCCAUCGUGCCUGCUCGCUUUCAAAAACAUCAAGGACGAGAUGUUGGUGCUAAUUGGAGAACCCUGUGCAUUUACAGAGAGUCUCCUCCUUCAAUAUAUCAAAAGCUUUCCGGAUGAAAUGCAUGGCGAGGGCGACACCUCAAUCAUUCAAAAUGCGAAAACCGAGGUCGAACACUUACUCCGCCGUGCAACUCGAGUGCAGGAUCAAAUCGUAAUUAUCUGUGGAGUCUCGACCGAGUCUUGUGCUACUGAAUCGGUCUCCUGGUUCUUAAGCACUACACUUGCUUAUAUAGAUGAUGUCCAGUAUUAUUUGGACAUUGAAGGAAUCACUGAGUUGACGGUUGCUCACUCGAUGGGAGAUCUUAUGUACCAGAAGGGUAUCCGUAUCUAA